AGUCGAACGGUGCUACCUUCGCCGACAAGUUCGAAACCCCGGCGCUUUGCUCGCGGUCAGGUGCAACUUUACGUUUUUUUUGUAACGUCCACAAAAAACUUCGCGACAGUUUUAUUUUUUAAAAAUUGUUUUGGGCAAAAACCAAAAAGCCUAUUCCUUGGUGAAAAGUGCAUUGAGCCCAGACAAGAAGGAGCACAAGAAGUGUUAAGAAAAGACAACGUAUUUGUGUAAAUGUUGAGAGUGACAAUGUUGGGACUGAUUGAGUGUGCUUGAUAAAGCUAGUGGCGGGUGCAGGGAGAAGGUUAGGGUGUUUGGAGGAAUCGAAUAAGGGUGUAUCAUGUUGAUUGGAUCGACAAUUGGGAGUGAGUUCGCGCCUCUGCCAAGUGCUCCGUGGAGCUCAAUGGAACCACCGAGAGCCCCAAUAGCCGGUGGUGGUUCUCUUCCACCCCCGCCGCCACCAACGCUCUCACUCUCCCCAACAGUUGGUCUCUCACCCAAUGUACCUUCACCGGGAUCCGUUCCGCAGGCAGCGGGUUUAUUCGCGGGGGGAGCCGGUGCCGCGGGUGCCACCCCGUCGACACUGAGCGCCCUGGUGUCCCAGCAUCGACUCCUGGAGCUGUCGAGGUUCAGCCUGCGCGGUUAUGAUCUGGCACAGCACAUGCUCACGCAGCAGGGCGCCGUCUCCAAGUUACUCGGCACACUGAGGCCACCGGGACUCAUUGGAGGCUCCAAACCAAAGGUAGCAACACCAGCUGUCGUCUCAAAAAUCGAACAGUACAAACGGGAGAAUCCCACAAUCUUCGCAUGGGAAAUCCGGGAGCGAUUGAUUUCGGAAGGCGUUUGCACAAAUGCAACAGCCCCGUCGGUGUCGUCAAUUAAUCGUAUUUUGCGGAAUAGAGCCGCAGAGAGAGCAGCGGCGGAAUUUGCAAGAGCCGCCGGCUAUGGCCUCUAUCCGCCACAUCCAUAUGGGGGCUUUGCAUGGCCACCAACGCAUCUCUGGCCACCAAAUUCCGCCAACUUAAGUGGAAUAACCCCACCGGGAUCAACUUCCAGCACAGCUGUUUCACCUGGAUCAUCGCAUGAAACUGGUGGAUCACCCGAUGGUAGUCGUCUUAUUGACGUCGAGGGUGAGGAUUCGGGUAGUUUGGAUGGUGAACAACCGAAAUUCCGUCGAAAUCGUACAACAUUUAGCCCCGAACAGUUGGAAGAGCUUGAGAAGGAAUUCGAUAAAUCCCACUAUCCGUGCGUGAGUACGCGUGAGCGUCUCGCAUCGCGUACAUCACUGAGCGAAGCUCGUGUUCAGGUUUGGUUUUCCAACAGACGAGCGAAGUGGCGUCGGCACCAGCGCAUGAAUAUCCUCAAACAGCAGUCCUCACCAACGCCCCAAAGAGCCACACCAAGCAGCAACAGCAGCAGCAAUUUCACCCCUACCGCAGUACCGCCGGCACCCGCCCCGGCAUCCCCGGCGGCGGCGGCCGUAUCGGCGGCAGUGGCAGCCGCAACAAGCUUAGUCACAGCAUCAACGCCAUUAUUAAUGGGCGGUGAACAUAGUGCAUUCAGGUCGCUCGUACCCUCUUCCGCGGCGGCACUUCUUGCCGCCUCGGCCUCCCUGGGGCUAAGGCCAUCCUACAAUGCGGCAUUGCGACCCACUGAUUCCUCAUCGUCCUCCGAUGAAGAGAUUAACGUUCACGAUGAUGAUUCAAAUGGUUCGGCGGCCGGUAAAAGUCGCUCAACGCCACUUCAGCUCACAACACACGAUAGGCCGAAUUAAUUGCAAGAAAAAUAAAUAUUCGGGGGCACAUCUUCCCCUUAGUACAUCCCUGUGAGCUUAUUCCUUUAACUAAAAGAACAAAAUGAAUUUUCCUCCAGAUUUUCAUCCCAAUUUGCCUCUCAAUUAAGCUAAACUGCAUCAACUUUAAACGUUGUGGAAAUUUUUACAUUUUACUCUCAAAACGUUGCUGAAAUUGCAGUGAGAUUAAAUAUUUAAUAAUUUUCAUGAGAAAAAUACCACACACUGAGGAAAUCUGAUUGGCAAUAGAGCGAUCAUGUGAGUCUUUAAUAAUGUUCCAUAGUUGUUUGAAAAAUUAAAAGAAAA
This is a messenger RNA of Lutzomyia longipalpis, 2095 nucleotides long. RefSeq names its product paired box protein Pax-6 (gene toe). The record is from RefSeq and is a predicted model, not a curated record. Lineage: Eukaryota; Metazoa; Arthropoda; Insecta; Diptera; Psychodidae. Bases 338 to 1771 code for a protein of 477 amino acids. Gene Ontology annotation, biological process: anatomical structure development; regulation of transcription by RNA polymerase II. The transcript has 6 exons. Gene Ontology annotation, molecular function: RNA polymerase II cis-regulatory region sequence-specific DNA binding; DNA-binding transcription factor activity, RNA polymerase II-specific.